This is a messenger RNA of Rattus norvegicus (Norway rat), 1843 nucleotides long. RefSeq names its product intercellular adhesion molecule 2 (gene Icam2). The record is from RefSeq and is a predicted model, not a curated record. NCBI's taxonomy places the organism in Eukaryota, Metazoa, Chordata, Mammalia, Rodentia, Muridae. Gene Ontology annotation, cellular component: membrane; microvillus; uropod. Gene Ontology annotation, biological process: cell adhesion; dendritic cell migration; cell-cell adhesion. Gene Ontology annotation, molecular function: receptor ligand activity; integrin binding.
AAAAAGACAUGUGCCACCACAGCCCAGGUUUAUUUUAUUUCAUUUUGUUUUAUUUAUUUGUUUAUUGGUUGGUUGUUUUUGUUUGUCUGUUCGUUUUACACUUGAUCUUAGCCAAAAGGCCGAGAAGCGAUGUGUCUGUUCAUUUUGACACAGGAUUUCUCCCUGUGGCCCUGGCUGUUCUAGAACUCGCUCUGUAGACCAGAGUGGCCUCAAACUCAGAGGUCUGCCUGCCUCUGCCUCCCAAGUACUGGGACUAAAGGCGUGUGCCACCAUCACCUGGUUUAUUUUUAUGUUUUUAAUUGUGGUGCUGUACAUUUAGGAUGUGUGGUGUGCCCAUUUGUUUAUCUAUUUGCAGCCAAGCACAUUCUCAUUGUUCUGCAAGUAAUAUCUGGAACCAAUCUUACAAAACGAAGGAAGCUACCUCUAGGACACCUCCCACUUCCCUUCCCAGCCCUGGCAACCUCCCUUCUGCUUCUGGGGCGUGGUCAGUCUUUUUAUAACCCUGCUGUGUUUCCAUGGUGUUCUUCGAAUGGUUAUUUGCUUUCAUUUUGAGCCCUGUCUGGAAGUUUCUUCUAGCCUUCUGCUGCCUCAUGUGUCCCUUCCAGAGGUCUUGGGAGAAACCGACCCUCGCACUGGCUUCCUUUGCUGCAUCUCUGGAGGUUACGGUGCAAUCUUUGGAGCCUGUGUGAGCCCUGCGAUAGCUGAGUUAGAGGUCGGCUUCUGCUGGAAACUAAGUGAGACAUUAAGAGAUGACUCCAACAGAGGCGCGGUGGAAUUCAGAGUCCCCCUGAUCUGAGUCUUGGAGGCCUCAUCCUGCUCCAUGUACAGAAGCUGUGCCCCUGAAGCCCAUAGGCCCCACAGACCCCACCUGAGAUGUCUUCUUUUGCUUGCUGGAACCUGUCUCUAACCCUUCUUGUCCUGUUCUGCAGCCCAGGGUCUGGUGAAAAGGCCUUUGAAGUCUACAUACGGUCCGAGAAGCAGAUAGUAAAAGCCACAGAGGCUUGGAGAGUCAACUGCAGCACCAGCUGUGCAGCCCCAGAGAUCGGUGGUCUGGAGACCCCUACGAAUAAGUUAAUGUUGGAAGAGGACCCUCAUGGGAAAUGGAUAGAAUUCCUAGUCUCAAACGCCACUGUCGACACGGUCUUACUUUGCCAUUUCACUUGUUCGGGAAAGCAGCAGGCAGAGAGUUUCAACAUCAGGGUGUAUGAGCCUCCAGCUCAGGUAACACUGAAACUGCAGCCCCCUCGAGUGUUUAUGGGUGAAGCCUUCACCAUUGAAUGCAAGGUGCCCUCUGUGAAGCCCCUUGAGAGCCUCACCCUCUCUCUGCUCUGUGGCAGAGAGACCCUGAAGAACCAGACAUUUGGGGGAGCUGAAACUGUCCCAGAAGAGGUCAUAGCCAUAUUCAACAGCACAGCUCUGAAAAAGGAUGGUCUUAACUUUUCCUGCCAGGCUGAGCUGGAUCUACGACCCCACGGUGGGUCUCUCUACCGCCGCAUCUCAGAGUACCAGAGCCUUGAAGUCUAUGAAAUAAGGCAAGACAACCAGAUGGUCAUCAUCAUUGUAGUGGUGUCAAUACUUCUGUUCUUAUUCGUGACAUCCGUCCUGCUUUGCUUUAUCCUCGGCCAGCACUGGCACAGGAGGCGGACAGGUACCUACGGGGUGCUAGCUGCCUGGAGGAGGCUCCCCCGAGCCCUCCGGGGACGCUGACAGGCGCCUGGGAGUUCCCAGAACUCAACAUGGCGCCUUCAAGGUGUGGUUCAGCGCUGGCUGAAGGACUGUGGCAGCAGCAGAAGAUUUGGGGGACAUUUCCUUUUUUAGCCUCAAUACAAAUACCUGGAUUUCA